AUGUCGUUUUUCUCGUUUUUCCCCGUGCGAAUCUUGCUAUGGUUUGUGGCCAGAGUGGCACUGAGCAGACUGUGCUUUGACAGCCGGCCUGAGUUGAAAGACUUAAUCGACGCAGCUGGCAAUUCUUAUCCCAUAGGGAUUUGGGUCAAUGACUGGGCUACUGGUCAUCUCACUGCCAGAGUAGUACAAAUCGUGAUUAAGGAGAAGUUGGGCUACAACGUGGAGCUGAAGGGUCCUGGCGCCUUGACCCUGGACGGUUUCUUCGCCUUGACAGGAUGCACAUCGCCCGGCGACCCAACGGACCAUGGCUGUGGAGAUCCUGUAGAUCGUGUCACCGACGUCCACAUCAACGUGGAGGUUUGGACAUCGUUUUACCAACUCGUUUGGGACGAGCUUCAACGGAAAUAUCCAGACAGGGCUCCCAGGAAUCUCGGGAAUAUGGGUUACUAUGGAUCAACAGCAUUUUACGUUCCAUCAGGAGUUCAAGAAAGAGCAUAUGAUGCUGAAGGUAUCAACUUGGACUUCUACCGAGACUACAACUCUUCAAGGGAGAAUCCAGGUAGACAUUUUGCGAACCCUGGUGAUAUCAACGUGUCUUACUUGCUUCCAUGCACCGAGACCGCGUUGAUGUUGAAUGAGGUGAUGAGCAACUACUUGGACCUCACAGGUGAUUUGGAAGGUGUCAGUGGCACAGCACCUGACUUGACCGGCAAGUGCUACGACGCAUAUUUUUGGCUUGCCCCUGGGUGCAGAACACAGCCAUCAACUUGCCUGAUUUGGUUCACCGGUGGCAAUGGAUGGGGCAUGUUUGAAUUGCUUCUGAAAGCAACAGCGUACAACAUGCCUGUGGCGACGGCAGUGGCAUCGAGCUUUGCGAACUAUGGCUUGGUGCCCAAUUCCUAUGAUGUGAUGCUGUACUGGUGGGCGCUGCUGGGGCCGCUGGGGAACUUGGAUUGGUCUAAUCAGGUCUUGGCAGGAUCCUGUGAAUCGAUGUGA
Molecule: messenger RNA, 996 nt
Organism: Cladocopium goreaui
Lineage: Eukaryota; Dinophyceae; Suessiales; Symbiodiniaceae
Source: the annotation of a GenBank genome assembly